This is a messenger RNA of Trichomonas vaginalis G3, 384 nucleotides long. RefSeq names its product UBA-like family. Bases 1 to 384 code for a protein of 127 amino acids. NCBI's taxonomy places the organism in Eukaryota, Parabasalia, Trichomonadida, Trichomonadidae. Gene Ontology annotation, molecular function: protein binding. The record is from RefSeq and is a predicted model, not a curated record. The transcript has a single exon.
AUGAACGUGAGUUUUCAAGGAAAGUCAUAUGCCGUUACACGAACAACAAAAUCGAUUUUAGACUUGAAAGUUUACUUGUCGAAGAAAACCCACGUUCCUAUGUCUGAUAUGGAAAUAUAUAAGAAAAAUAAAUUACUUCCUGACGAAUACAAGCUUGAUUCUGCUGAAAAGGAAAAAGAGAUCACUUUAGAAUGCAAAAUCAAUGAAAAGCAGACCGAUAAAACUAAUAAUGAAAUAAUUUCGUAUCAAGUCGAUCCGGAAAAAGUAAAAUACUUAACAAACAUGGGAUUUACGUCACGCCAAGUCACUGCUGCGUUGAAUAUAACUAAAGGUGAUGCUGAUAAAGCAGUAUUUAUCUUAAAACAAACUGCAACUCCGAAAUGA